This is a messenger RNA of Mesocricetus auratus (golden hamster), 2239 nucleotides long. RefSeq names its product zinc finger protein OZF-like. The transcript has 4 exons. NCBI's taxonomy places the organism in Eukaryota, Metazoa, Chordata, Mammalia, Rodentia, Cricetidae. Gene Ontology annotation, cellular component: nucleus. Gene Ontology annotation, biological process: regulation of transcription by RNA polymerase II. The record is from RefSeq and is a predicted model, not a curated record. Gene Ontology annotation, molecular function: DNA-binding transcription factor activity, RNA polymerase II-specific; RNA polymerase II transcription regulatory region sequence-specific DNA binding. The coding region runs from base 103 to 1587 and encodes 494 amino acids.
UGUUCUUCCUAGAAAAGCUUUGUAAAGUGAAGACCUGUUUAGCUGUGUUUUUGCUGACGGCAGGCCUCAUUGGGAGACUCCUAGACACAUCAGAAGCAGGAAAUGGAGAAAGUGACCUUUGAGGAUGUGGUUGUGAACUUCACCUCAGGAGAGUGGGCUUUGUUGGAUUCUAGUCAGAAGAAGCUCUUCAGAGAUGUGAUGAAGGAGACAUUAUUGAACCUGAUCUCCAUAGAAGAAGCAGUAGAAGAAAAAAUUGAAGAGGACUGCAAAGACCUCAGCAUUAACAUGGGGACUCAAGCGAUUGAUAAAGACUGUGGAUAUGCAUGUGACUAUGAGUGUGAUAAAAACCAGGAACAUAUUACUGAGAAUAUCGUCAAUAAAGACUUUCAUCCUGGAGAAAGAGUAUGUGAAAGCCCACUGCAUGUAAGAAACAUCAUUGGUCAUUCAUCCUCACAUGGGUACAUCAGAGAACAAAGUACAUGGACAUCAUCUGUACGUAAGAAAGCUACGGCCCAAGCUUUUACACAUCAGGAACAUUGGAAAAAUAUCCAUCAUUCUGAAUUACUUCAAGUACUUGAAACUUCUCCCAAGGAGAAACCCUGUGAGAGUCAAGAAUAUAAUGAAGCCUGUAGAAGUCUCAGUUUGGAUCAGCCUCAGGAGAGAACUCACACUGGAGUUACACUCAAUGACAAUGACUUAACGGGAUACACAUAUGUUCAGAACGAUGAAGGAAUCCAUAAAGAAGUGAAACAGUUUGUAUGUAAGCUCUGUGAAGAAUCCUUCAUUGAUUCCAGUGACCUUUACAACCAUGAAAAAAGUCAUAUUGGACAGAAAAGUUACAAUGGUAGGCAAUGUGGCAAAACAUUUAAAAAUGCAAAACAUUUUGAGAAUAAUAAAGAAACUCAUACAAAAGAGACGCCUUAUGCUUGUAAGAAUUGUCAAAAAACUUUUACAAACUCCAGUCAUCUGAAGGAACAUAUAAGGAUUCACACUGGAGAGAAGCCUUAUGCUUGUAGGCAUUGUGGAAAAGCAUUUAACUGCUCCAAUAAUCUGAACAGACAUGAAAGGAUUCACACUGGAGUGAAGCCUUAUGCAUGUAAACAUUGUGGAAAAACCUUCACCCAGUCCAAUAAUCAUAAGACUCAUGAAAGAACUCAUACUGGAGAGAAGCCUUAUACUUGUAGGCAUUGUGGAAAAGCCUUCAGUGACUCCACUACUCAUAAGAAUCAUGAGAGAACGCACACUGGAGAGAAGCCUCAUGCUUGUAAGCAUUGUGGAAAAGUCUUCAGCCUGUCCAGUAGUCUUAAGAAUCAUGAAAGGGUUCACACUGGAGAGAAGCCUUAUUCAUGCAGGCAUUGUGGGAAAGCCUUCAGCCUGUCCAGUAGUCUUAAGAAUCAUGAAAGGGUUCACACUGGAGAGAAGCCUUAUUCAUGCAGGCAUUGUGGGAAAGCCUUCAGCCUGUCCAGUAGUCUUAAGAAUCAUGAAAGGGUUCACACUGGAGAGAAGCCUUAUUCAUGCAGGCAUUGUGGGAAAGCCUUCAGCCUGUCCUGUUAUCAUAAGAAGCAUGAAAGGAAUCAUACUAGAUAGAAGCAUUAUGUACAUAAAUACUAUGAAAAAUCUUUUACCGCUUUUACAUCCAAACUUGAAUGAAAAAAAAUCACUGGAGAGAAACAAUUUUUGUGUAAAACAUGUGGGAAACCAUUCAGUCUAGUGAUCUUUACAACUGUAAAAAUUUUCACUCAAAAGACAUGCAUUAUUCAUGUAAGCAUUUUGGAAAAGACUUCAGUGACUCCAGUAGUCCCCACAGACAUGGAAGUUGUCACACUGAGAGAAACCUCGUGCUUUUUAGCAGUGUAGAAAAGCUUUCAAGCACUCUGGUCAGUAGCCUAAUGCUUCUUAGCAUUGUGGAAAAGCCUUCUAUAGUUCCAAUUGGCACAAGGGCAGUAAAAACAUUCACACUGGAGAGAAAGCCUUUCUUCAUAAGUAUCUGGAAAACUGUUUCUUUUUUCUUGGGAUUUCAUCAAGAAUAAAAGGCCUCGCACAUGUGAGGAACAUUUUCAAUGUCAGCAUUGUGGAAAAGUCUUGACCAAUCAAUAUUUCUGUGACCCACAUGCAAGAAUUGACCUUGGAAAGAAGUUUAAUGCAAGAGUGCAUCUAAGAGCCGGGCGUUGGUGGCGCACGGCUUUAAUCCCAGCACUCGGGAGGCAGAGGCAGGCGGAUCUCUGUGAAUUCCAGGACA